AUAUACAUAUAUUAAGCUUUGGUGGAAGGAGACGUUUCCUCGUUUUUCAGCUGUUUGCAUCUUCUGACACACUUUGAAAUUUCAUCUCAUUUUCAUUUCAUCUCAUUAUAAGCCCAUAUACAAUAGAUUAGAUAGAUCGAUAGAUACACAAAUAUUUAUAUACAUAUAAUUAUUUUUUAAUAUCCCUUUGUACACUAAGUUCAUAUCAUUUCCAUAUUCCCUACAUCCCUUUCUUUCUCUCUCUCACUUUUUUAUUUCUUAAAAAAAAAAGUUUUGGUUUUUAAUUAAAGGGUUGCCUGGUUGCAUCAUAUGAUUUGAAAAGGGAGGGUCAAAUCAGAAGAAGUUCCCCUGUUUUGAUCUAUUCGCAGAUGAUAGAUAGGAUGAGAUGAUGAUGAAGCACGUGCAAACUCAGAUUUCCAUCACACCAGGAACUCUCUGAGAAGAAGAAGACAAUCAUACAAAGAAGACCACUGAUCUGAUCAUAUUAAUGGUUGAUCCCAGUUCUAGAUUCAGAAAGUGAAAUAAAAUCCAAGGAGAGAAGAAAAACAUAUAUAAAUAACGAUGGCGACGUACUUUCAUGGCAACUCGGAAAUCCAAGCACCUGACGGUGGCUUACAAACCCUCGUAUUAAUGAACCCCGCCGGCUAUAUCCCUUACUCCGACACUCCUCCGCCUCCCUCUGCUGCCGGGAACCUCAUCUUCCUCAACUCCGCCGCCAACUCACUCGCUCACCACCCCAACAUUUCCCACGCGCCGCAGUCCCACCACCAGACGCAGCAGUUCGUUACCGCCAUACCAUCGCCUCAUCACCAAAACCACCACAGCAACCAUCAAGACCCCAACUCCCAGCCCAUGCAGACCCACCAGCACGACUUCUCCGCGCUGCAUGGCUUCAUGCCGCGCGUGCAGUACAACCUAUGGAACACCCCUGACCAAUCCGCGGCGGCGCGUGAUACUACACGCGCGCAGCAAGGGGGACUAUCCCUGACCCUCUCGUCGCAGCAGCUGGGUGGGUUCGGCUCGUUCCGGUCUGACCGAGAAAUUCCGUCCCCGGCGCAGACGCAGGGUCAGGCUCCAGCUAUUUCGGGCGAGGACAUGCGUGUGUCGGGCGGGUCGUCUUCGUCGGUUUCGGGCGUGACCAAUGGCGUUCCAGGUAUCCAGAGUGUUCUGCUGAGCUCCAAAUACCUCAGGGCAGCUCAGGAGCUUCUCGACGAGGUUGUGAACGUCGGAAAUGGACUCAGGAACGAACCUUCCAAAAAAGGUACUAAUUCACAGCAAAUUAAACCCACCGGAGAAUCGUCGGCGGCCGCUAGUGGUGACGGCUCUCCCGUCGCAGCCGGCGACGCGAGCGGUAAGCGUGCGUCAGAACUCACUCCCGCUGAGAGGCAAGAGAUUCAGAUGAAGAAGGCCAAGCUAAUUACCAUGCUCGAUGAGGUGGAGCAAAGAUACAGACAGUACCACCACCAGAUGCAGAUAGUGAUUUCGUCGUUCGAGCAAGCCGCCGGUGUUGGCUCAGCUAGAACAUACACGGCUCUGGCACUCCAAACAAUCUCAAAGCAAUUCAGGUGUCUUAAAGACGCCAUAACGGGCCAAAUUCGUGCUGCGAACAAGAGCUUAGGGGAGGAAGAUUGUCUCAAUGGAGCUGGAAAGAUUGAAGGUUCGAGACUCAAGUAUGUCGAUCACCAUCUCCGGCAACAGCGAGCUCUGCAACAGUUGGGAAUGAUCCAGCAAAAUGCUUGGAGACCCCAGAGAGGCCUGCCUGAGAGAUCUGUUUCAGUCCUUCGCGCUUGGCUUUUCGAACACUUUCUCCACCCGUAUCCAAAGGAUUCAGAUAAACACAUGCUUGCUAAACAAACAGGGCUUACUAGAAGUCAGGUUUCAAACUGGUUCAUCAAUGCCCGAGUUCGACUUUGGAAACCAAUGGUGGAGGAAAUGUACUUGGAGGAAAUCAAGGAGCAUGAACAGAAUGGCGCUGGAGAAAAAGUGAGCAAGAGUAACGAGGAUUCCGACUCGAAAUCCACUACCCCAAAGGAGAAAAGUCCAGCUGGUGAUAACCAAACUGGGAGCUUCAAUUCCAAACAAGAGAAUUCAAUAACCCAAUUCGUCCCUUCAGCCAUUUCAAUGUCCACUCCUUCACCAUCUCCAACAGGAGUCAGCAACCACCGGAAUCAUUCCGGGUUCUCCCUCAUUGGUUCAUCGGAGUUGGAUGGAAUCACACAAGGAAGUCCUAAGAAGCAGAGGAACACCGAAACGUUGCCAUCUCCAAACAGUUUCCCAUCUAUAAAUAUGGAUGUCAAGCCUGGAAAAGUCACUAAUGAGCAAAUUAGUAUGAAGUUUGGGGAAGAUCAUAGGCAGAACCGAGAUGGGUACUCGUUUAUGGGAAACCAAACUAACUUCAUUGGAGGUUUUGGACAGUACCCAAUGGCAGAAAUUGGAAGAUUUGAUGCAGAACAGUUCACUCCAAGGUAUUCUGGCAAUGGGGUUUCACUCACUCUUGGACUACCCCACUGUGAAAAUCUUUCCUUGUCCGGGGCACACCAAGCUUUUGUCCCUAACCAAGGCAUUCAACUGGGAAGAAGAGUAGACAUAGGUGAACCAAAUGAGUUUGGUGCCAUGAACAGUCCAACUCCUCACUCUUCUGCUGCUUUUGAAAACAUCAAUAUUCAAAACCCAAAGAGGUUUGCAGCUCAAUUGUUGCCAGACUAUGUGGCUUGAGGACUUUGCUAACAAGCUCUUAAAGAAGAUGAAGAAGAAUAUUGCUUUGAUCAAGCUCAAUAACUUCAACAUUUAGGGGGGAAACUUCUCCCGAAAAAUAUUUCUUUUCUAGGGGAACAAGGGGGUAAUGCAUUGUAGUGUAAAGAAAGGAAGAUUUUUACUUUUAGUUUUAUAGGUUUAUACAUUUGCAAAAUAGAACAAUUUCAGCUCUUAGGAUUUGAGAGCAUAUAUAUGCUUGAGGAUUGUAUAUUAUUUUUGUAAGUUUUUAUGAUGCAUAGAUGGAUUGGUGUCAUCAUUGGGGUAUACCAUUAUAUGGGUAAAAGUAGUCUUUUGUGAUU
Messenger RNA from Humulus lupulus (European hop), 3053 nucleotides. Its product is annotated as BEL1-like homeodomain protein 1. Gene Ontology annotation, biological process: regulation of transcription by RNA polymerase II. The transcript has 7 exons. The record is from RefSeq and is a predicted model, not a curated record. Gene Ontology annotation, molecular function: RNA polymerase II cis-regulatory region sequence-specific DNA binding; DNA-binding transcription factor activity, RNA polymerase II-specific. Bases 562 to 2715 code for a protein of 717 amino acids. NCBI's taxonomy places the organism in Eukaryota, Viridiplantae, Streptophyta, Magnoliopsida, Rosales, Cannabaceae.